Aspergillus puulaauensis is the source of this 1182-nucleotide messenger RNA. RefSeq names its product Mn(2+) transporter ATX2. Gene Ontology annotation, molecular function: metal ion transmembrane transporter activity. NCBI's taxonomy places the organism in Eukaryota, Fungi, Ascomycota, Eurotiomycetes, Eurotiales, Aspergillaceae. Gene Ontology annotation, biological process: zinc ion transport; transmembrane transport. The transcript is spliced from 3 exons. The coding region runs from base 1 to 1182 and encodes 393 amino acids. The record is from RefSeq and is a predicted model, not a curated record. Gene Ontology annotation, cellular component: membrane.
AUGGAGGGACUUUUCACAUUGCUCACAUUGAGCACUGUGAUGGCAAUUACGUCCUUCGUCGUGGGUUCAUUGCCGUUAGCAUUCAAACUUUCGCCUUCACAAUUAAGACUGAUAUCCUCCCUUGGAAUGGGAGUUUUGGUUGGAACAUCCUUGAUCGUCAUUAUACCCGAGGGAGUCGAAACCCUAUACGAUGCCGUGUCGACGGAACGACAAGACCUCAGCAGUCGCCCUACUGCCCUUCCGCACUUCCCCGAACGAUCGGGCAUCCCUACCGUCGCUACGGCAUAUCCUAAAGUAGACCGAGACACAGACCAGUGGGAUGAUUAUGUGAAACUCCCUGGCGUUGACUCCCCUUCUGUGCAUGUCCCGCGGGAGUCGCAUGUUGAGCAGGAAACGAAGAAGGACACCUCAAGCACGUCAAGUGCCAAAUCGGAAGAGGACCACAGCGAAGAGAGCUCCCCCCAUGCCUGGAUUGGCAUCGCGCUCAUCAGUGGCUUUAUUCUGAUGUACCUCAUCGACAAAAUCCCCGAGUUCGCAUCUCCGACCAAACCACAAAGGCCUCCCUAUCAUAUCUCAUUGGAUAACUUGGGAUCUGGGCUUCGUCGAAAUUCAUCGCCUUCGCGGGACGGGGGACUUUUGGAUGCCGCAAAUAGUCAACGAAGCAGCCAUAGCUUUGCGACGACUACUGGUCUAGUCAUUCACGCAGCCGCUGACGGGAUUGCUCUCGGGGCAUCGACUUCAGACACGGGACUGAGCUUUAUCAUUUUCCUAGCUAUUAUGGUUCAUAAAGCCCCCGCCUCUUUUGGGCUUACAUCGAUCCUUCUCAGGCAGGGCCUCUCAAGCCGUGCUGCUAGGACUCAUUUAUUCAUCUUUAGUUUGGCUGCGCCUGUUGGCGCCGUGGCGACUUUCUUGUUCGUACACCUGCUAGGCUCGGGAUCUACUGAUGAUACAGGUGCGCACUGGCGCACAGGGAUUCUUCUUCUUUUCUCAGCCGGGACAUUCCUAUACGUUGCCAUGCAUACGAUGCAGGAAAACAACUCAAUUUCGUCCCGCGAAUUGCCUGUUAAUGGUUACGAAGCUCGGGAUAUGGGGGCGAAGCCGGAUAAGUCAAUCAGAGACCUGGUUGCCUCUGUUAUUGGCAUGAUAUUGCCCCUCUUUCUCCAAAUCGGACAUGCUCAUUGA